This is a messenger RNA of Corythoichthys intestinalis (scribbled pipefish), 2715 nucleotides long. Its product is annotated as syntaxin-binding protein 5-like. The record is from RefSeq and is a predicted model, not a curated record. NCBI's taxonomy places the organism in Eukaryota, Metazoa, Chordata, Actinopteri, Syngnathiformes, Syngnathidae. The transcript is spliced from 13 exons. Gene Ontology annotation, cellular component: SNARE complex; cytoplasm; plasma membrane. Bases 494 to 1876 code for a protein of 460 amino acids. Gene Ontology annotation, biological process: regulation of exocytosis; regulation of protein secretion. Gene Ontology annotation, molecular function: syntaxin binding; GTPase activator activity; myosin II binding.
GUCUCUGCAUGUGUGUCUGGGCGACAAGCAAUCACAUCCACCCUCGAACAAACAUCCAGCAUUCAUCUGUAUCUUUGUGUCUCUCCGUCUUUGGAAUUUGUGGGCUCUUGCUGCUCCUGCACCGUGAAAAGUGUUUUUUUUGGUUUGUUUUUUAAAGGAGUGGAACCUGCCUGCACCAAGUUCUUUUUGUUUUCCACUCUCAUCAGAGCAUGGCUGCGACUCGUCUCCGUGACUGUUGCUGACGUGUGGGAUGUUUGUCCAACCCGCGCGGAUCCUUCUUUAGGAUCUAAAGAAGUUUGAGCGCUCCAGACACAUUCAUUCUGUCAGGAUGAGGUGCCCGUGUGACUUUUUAAAUUUCACUUAAACACAGCUGAGGAGAGAGUGGGCUGCACAGCCUGAUACAUCUGCAGCAGCAGAGCUUCUCAUCUAAGUGUCUGCGAAGAGCCACAUUUCAUACUCUUUUCCAUAUUAGCGCAAGACAGAGACGUCAGAAAUGAAGAAGUUUCGUAAGGUGUUGGACGGCUUGACCACCUCCUCUCCGGGUGGCGGGACUAUGGGAUCGCCGUCGUGUGGCAGCGCCGCCGGGACCCCCACAGCGGCGCCCACCCCCAAAGAGAUCGACGUGCAAGAGACUCUCGUGUCAGAAAACUUUCAGCUGUGUAAGACGGUGCGCCAUGGUUUCCCCUACCAGCCCACUGCUUUGGCCUUUGACCCUGUGCAAAAGAUCCUGGCCAUCGGCUCCAGAUCAGGUGGUGUUCGAAUACUGGGUCGACCUGGGGUUGACUGCUUUUGUCAGCAUGAGAGCGGUGCAGCUGUUCUUCAACUACAGUUCCUCAUCAACGAGGGAGCAUUAGUCACAGCCUGCGCAGAUGACACGUUACACUUGUGGAAUCUUCGUCAGAGGCGACCUGCUAUCCUGCAUUCACUUAAGUUCAACAGAGAAAGGAUCACAUUUUGCCACCUUCCAUUUCAGAGUAAAUGGCUUUAUGUGGGGACGGAGCGUGGGAACACACAUAUCGUCAACAUCGAAUCCUUCAUUUUGUCUGGAUACGUCAUCAUGUGGAACAAAGCCAUCGAACUAUCAACUAAGACUCAUCCAGGACCUGUAGUUCACUUGAGUGACAGCCCAAAAGAUGAAGGCAAGCUUCUGGUCGGGUUUGAGAGUGGGACAAUAGUGCAGUGGGAUCUCAGGGCCAAAAAGGCUGACUUCAGGAUCUACUACGAUGAGGCCAUCCACUCAGUCAGCUGGCAUCAUGAAGGAAAGCAGUUUAUGUGCAGCCACUCAGACGGCAGCCUAACAGUAUGGAACCUCAGAAACACCUCAAAGCCUAUCCAGGUUACAUUCCCACAUGGUAAAAUACAAAAAGAUGGAAAGAAGGAAUCAUGUAAACCCAUACUGAAAGUGGAUUACAAGACUUCAAGGAACAGUGAGCCUUUUGUCAUCUUCUCUGGAGGUCUUUCAUACGACAAGGCAGGACGGCGGCCUACGUUAACCAUCAUGCACGGCAAGGCAAUCACAGUGCUCGAGAUGGACUAUCCUAUUGUUGAGUUCAUGACUCUUUGUGAGACUCCAUACAAUAACGAAGUCCAAGAUCCUUAUGCAGUGGUGGUGCUUUUAGAAAAGGAUUUAAUAGUGGUGGAUCUAACACAGAGCAACUUCCCUGUCUUUGAGAACCCCUACCCCAUGGACAUCCAUGAGUCUCCAGUUACAUGCACAGCUUAUUUUGCAGACUGCCCUCCAGACAUCAUCCCUGUUCUCUACUCCAUAGGCGUUAAACACAAGAAAACAGGCUACAGUCAAAAGGAAUGGCCAGUUAGUGGGGGAAUGUGGACGUUAGGCUCGCACACCUACCCGGAGAUCAUAAUCACUGGGUAAGUCACAAAAAUUUUAAUUAUAGUAGUGCCUUUUUUGGGCAGUACGUUAGGUCAUCAUCUGCCAUUGACGACACUAGAGGUCCAAUCCAUUUUUACUGGGAGACACUUUAUUGUAAGUCAUUUAUUAACAAUACUCAAACUUGUAGUCUUCCAGAAAGCCAGUCUUCAGCAAACAAAUAAAAAUCCAAUGUAAUUAACUCAUUGGCUGCCAUUGACGGCGCUAGAUGUCCAAUCCUUUUUGACUAGGAGGCGUGAAUGGACGUCUAACUCCGUCAAAGGCAUUGAAUUACGAACAUUCUCGUACAGCCCUCCCAGUUUAAUUGAAUUGGACUUCUACAGUUGUCAAUGGCAGGCAAAGAGUUAAAUAAUAUGAAAAUUUAAAAUAAAUAUAUACUGUAUAUAUAUAUAUAUACAUAUAUACUGUAUAUACACCAUAUUUUCAUGACCAUGGGGUGCACCGUAUUAAAAGGCGCAGGCUCAUUUUCGGGUGAUAUUUUUGUAUUUAACACACACACAAGGCGCACUGAAUUGAAUUGAAUUGGGUGUAUGAAAGACAUACGCUAGAGUAGGCAGUGGGAGCAAAACUGUGUUCAAUUUGACUUUAUUAAAGAAUUUAACAAUGUACUUAUCUUCAUCAAUCCACAAAUCUCUCAAAGUCCUCAUCUUCUAUAUCCGAAUUGAACAGAUGGGCUAGGUCUCCAUCAAGCAUGUCAAGUUCGUAAGCGUGUCUCUUCGCAGUAGUUGCCAUUUUCUAGGGUCCUUCGCCAAACCAAUGAUGUUUAGCCUAACGCACAUACUCGAACACUACAUCUACUGGGGGAAGGCCCGCAUCACAAGCAA